GCGGGGAGCCGGAGCAAAGGGAGGAAGGGCGGUAGAGAUACAGACUGAAAGGGGCGAAGAAUUGCGUCAAUCCAACACAACACCACCAGCCAUGAAGGCAAGACGGACCUCACCAGUCGUCCACCUCCAACUAGCCCUCCACCUCUUCAUCCUCGCGUCCCUCGUUCACCUGGGUGCAGCGAAGGCCGCGGCACGGCGGCGAGGCGGCCAGGGACCAAACAACCAUCGCGUCAUUGGAGGCACAGAUGCCGAGCCAGGCGAAUUUCCUCACCAGGUAUCGGUGCAGCACAAGGGCUUCCUGGAGACGAGGCACGCCUGCGGCGGCACCAUCAUGGCCGAGGAAUACGUCCUCACGGCUGCAAGCUGCAUCAACUUGUUUUCGGCGGACUCGCUGACCGUGGUGGCUGGCGUGAACAACCUGGAGGACCCCGACGCCCAGGUGGUGGCGGUGGGCACGACAAUCAUUCACGAAGACUUCGACAUGGCCACGCACGCCAACGACGUUGCCCUCCUCAAGCUGGCCAGCCCCUUGGUGUUUGGGGACCGGGUGCAGCCACUUGAUGUGCCGCCGGAGGGGGAGAAGGUGCCCGAGCAAACGCUCUGCACCUUGGUGGGCUGGGGCGCCAUCACGGAGUCUGGGGACUAUUACAGCCAGCUGCAAAAGGUCAAGAUGACGACGGUGAGCGACACCGUUUGCCGGGCGUCGUACGGCGCCAUGGCCAUCCAGGACUCCAUGCUGUGCGCGGGGAUGCCCAAGGAGGAAGUGGACGCGUGUGACGGAGACGAGGGCGGGCCGCUGCUCUGUUUGGGGAACCUGCACGGCGUCACCUCCUUCGGGAUGAGCUGCUUGGACCCGUACUACCCGCGGGUGUACUCAGAGGUGGCCUACUACAGGAACUGGAUCUUGAUGUACAUCUUCAGUCCCUGAGAAGCCUCUGUCCACAUCUACGUGACUGUCUUCCGUCCUAACAGCCGCAGCUGUACAGAAUUGAUUUUGAUCAAUCAGGAUUAAGAUGACCAGCUGUUGCUCUUCAUAUAUAUGUCUUAUUUUCAUUUUGCUGUGGAAAUAUUGGCAGAAUAUACUAAAUGAAGGGGAGAGCGGUGAUGAUUCGGCCACUUUUUAAAAAUAUACAUUUAAAAAAAAAGUUAAAUAAGUAGUGUAAUUUUGUUGAUCUCAAAAUGUUCCUUCAUCCUUUGGCUCUUUAGGUUGACAAUAUGACACCCGUAGCCAUUUCCAGUUCUCAGUUGUCGGUGAGGUAACACAAUUUUCUAAAUGGUCCGAACCAUCGCCUGUGGGCCAGGGAGGUGGGAUUUUUUUGUUUUUUUUGACGCAGACAAUUUUUAGAGUGGCGCCAGUUAUGCUUGGCUCAUGCUGCCCCCCGGAACUCAUUCUUGAUUCACUUGGACGGUUUCUUCUAGAGUCCGGGUUGAAUGGUGGUCUUCUGGACAGCAUGUGGGUAGUCUUAGGCCACUCAGUGGUGACUGAAAAAUCCCAAGUGGUAGCGUGGGGAUUCGAACCGACGUUGUCCAUGGCGUGGUGAAUGCUGGGCCCGCACGCUAACCACUCAGCCACCGCCUACCCUUGUAUUACACUUGUAUUACUCGGCAUAAUAUUAAUAUAUCUUAAGUUUGAUUGGCUAAUAAACACGAAUAUAUCUAGCUCUGAGGGCGUGGUUGUCCCGUGUGGGCCAAGGCAACAAAGUUUUGCACAUUCACACAAAAUCUCGUGGCACUCAGUCCCAUACGUUUUACAAUAAAUGCCAUGUCCGGACCAUCCCACUGUCCGAAUUAUCACCGCUCUCCCCUAUUUAAUUGCUUUUACACUCACCAGUUGUCCUAAUUUUCUAGAUAAUCAUAGCAUUUUUUAAUGUUUUUCUUUAUAGUUAGAUUCCUCUAUAAGUGUGGCGUGCUUGCUACCGCUGCCUAUCAUUCCUUCACCCUGGCUGUGAAAUUGGUCUUUCAGUUACAGGAAAGAAAAUCAUGAUGGAAGAGCAAACGUCUUUGGAAAAGAAACACGUACAAAUUUUUCUUCUUUACCUCACGUUGUUGCAAACUUCUGUUCAGCUCCCCUUGGGAGGACUGAUGUAUCUUGCAAUAUAAACUAUAAAAAAGUACAAAACAAU
Molecule: messenger RNA, 2123 nt
Organism: Eriocheir sinensis (Chinese mitten crab)
Lineage: Eukaryota; Metazoa; Arthropoda; Malacostraca; Decapoda; Varunidae
Product: trypsin-1-like
Exons: 6
Coding region: 92-928 (278 amino acids)
Biological process (GO): proteolysis
Molecular function (GO): serine-type endopeptidase activity
Source: RefSeq, a predicted model, not a curated record